This is a messenger RNA of Varanus komodoensis (Komodo dragon), 755 nucleotides long. RefSeq names its product mitochondrial ribosomal protein L42 (gene MRPL42). The coding region runs from base 202 to 642 and encodes 146 amino acids. The transcript is spliced from 6 exons. NCBI's taxonomy places the organism in Eukaryota, Metazoa, Chordata, Lepidosauria, Squamata, Varanidae. Gene Ontology annotation, cellular component: mitochondrial large ribosomal subunit. The record is from RefSeq and is a predicted model, not a curated record.
GGAAGCCGGGUAGAGAGUUGCUUUAACGUAAAAGAAUAGACUUACGGCUUUUGCAAAGUGUGAUGGCUCCGUCGCUGGUCAAGUAAGUGCUCGCUUACUUUCCGUCAGCUUGGAUCUGCAAUGCCUGAGUGCUAAUGCCUGGACAGAAUUGUGUUGACUCCCUCAAACACCACCCCGAAGUGGCAGCUUUUGUCUCCUAACAUGGCCAUAGCAUCAAGAAAAGCUGUUUUGUCUAGAACUAUAUGGAUCCGUUUUGCCGCUUUUAUCAGGAAAGCUCUGAUACCUGAUGCAGCUGUGUGCUGUGCUUCCCCCAAAUCUACAUAUUCAGUUCUUCCUGAUGACUAUAACUGCAAAGUGGAACUUGCUGUAACAUCAGAUGGGAAGACGAUUGUUUGCUUUCACCCUUCAGUGGAUAUUCCAUAUGAACACACAAAACCCAUUCCACGACGAGAUCCAGUAGAAUAUAAAGAAGAAACACAUGAUCAAGUGCUGAAACAUAGAUUGGAAAAAGAGGAGCUCAAGAACAAGAAUGGUCCUACAAUUGAAGAGCUUAGUAAAAUGUUUUAUACAACAAAACAUCGCUGGUAUCCCGUGGGACAGUACCACAUGAGACGCAAGAAAACCGGCCCCAAGGAUAGGUGAACAUGACAUUUACACAUCAUAUUUACUGUCAUAGAAAAUAAUCUCUCCACAGAUGGUGCUCUUUAAACAUAUGUAUGCAUAUUACAGUUUCAUUAAACUACUUUCCUUCCUUA